CUUGCGAAGUGUCCCUGGAGUGAUGUGAAUGGGAGAGGCCAGGAUGUGCCUUUUGAGUCUUGCCAGGGCUCCUGGAGAAUCCUCCUCAUUGUCCCCUGACUGAUGUAGCCCCAUGUCCCAUGACUGACGGGUGCUCCCUCUUCUUGCAGGCUCUGCACAACCACUAUUCGCGGAGCCUGGACACCAUCCUCAGGAGCCAGCUAACAGAGACCCCCACCGUGGAGAAGCUGCAGCACCUCCUGGAGCACAUCCAUCGCUCUCUCCUGGCAAACAACCCCCAGGAGAGAGCCAGGGCCGUCCAGACCAGCGCGGCCCUGCUCCAGAUCGCCACCUCCCUGCCUGGAUUUGACACCUCCUCCGCCUUCUCCAAGGCAGGAGAAUUCGUGCUGCAGCUGGGUCUCUGGAUAUCCCACCCAGCCAGUAACAUCAGUCGGCAUGCCAGGGGUGGGAUCUACUGGCUUUACUGGCUCCUGCUCCGGAAGAGGGGGCUCAACAUCAGCGAGGCCCCAGACUUGUGGUGCCGGGACGGGCUCCAUGACCCCGAGCGCCUGGGGUAUAGAAAUCUGGCCAGGGUGGGAGAGGCCUUUGGCGAGCUGUUCACAGAAGAGCAGGAAAGGUCUUUCCUCCAGGCGGGCCUGCUGGCCAUUCACCACCCCCUACUCUGCGUCAGCCAGGCUGGCCUGCUGCUGACGUACUCCAUCCUGGGGGAAGCUGGCCAGCUGCUAGAGGACGAGCCACCUCUGUGA
Messenger RNA from Mauremys reevesii (Reeves's turtle), 746 nucleotides. RefSeq lists its product as uncharacterized. The record is from RefSeq and is a predicted model, not a curated record. Gene Ontology annotation, cellular component: cytoplasm. The coding region runs from base 120 to 746 and encodes 208 amino acids. The transcript is spliced from 6 exons. Lineage: Eukaryota; Metazoa; Chordata; Testudines; Geoemydidae.